AGAGAAUUUCCAUUUUUGGGUGAACUAUCCCUUUAAGAUCAGUAUUAAAAAAUGUAAUAUGCUGAGGCCUUUUCUGUCUCAGCAGGUCAUUAGUUGAAACCAAGUUUUUUUCUGUUAUUUGGCUAGGUACCCUACGUAGUGUGAUCUGGUUGUAUACUGCAAGUUUUUGUGAAUUUAUAACACGAAUAAUGUCUGUUUAUAGUUAAUAGCAGCCCAAGUUUUAAUAUAAAACACAAUAAAUGACAAUAUUUGAAUAAUCUGAACCCCUGAAAGUUAUCAUGCGCUUUUCCACUGCAGGAACUUUUCCUCGAUACUGGCCAUUUUUAAAAGACCGGUUAGUAAGCUUCGCUAAAACUGAAAUGGAUAGAUGGACAGAUGCUGCUGUGCAGGCUCUGCUGAGUAUUUAUGGAGAAGAAGAAAUUCAACUGUUGAUGGACGAGCAGCAGGUAGAGGUGGGGUCUGUUGGAGAAGAUGGUGACAUGGAUGGUGCCAUCAGAGGGAUCCUCCGUGCUGCAGCAGGGGAAGGGGCUACUGAAGGGGAGGGCCCUGAAGAUGAAGGAGAGGGGCCUGUUGAUGGAGGCAACGGGAAAGACGCCCAAGAGGAUGAUUCCUCGCAAAUUGCGACUGGUGUUCGCAAGUGGAGCUCAGUGUGGGUGCACUAUCGGAAGCUUGACCAGGAGUCGAAAGCCAUGUGCUUGCUGUGCACGGAGAAGAUCCAGCACCAGAGCAGUACAAGUAACCUAAUCAGACAUCUACAGCACAGGCAUCCCACUGAGUUUGCACAGCUUGAGGUUCACCCACAAAAGCGGCCAAGCAAACGGAAAUCUACAGAUCCAGUCCACCGCCCCCCUUCUCCCACAUUAUCUAGCGGUACCCCAGCCAGGUCUCUCUUUGUGUCACCAAAGCGUGAUGUCCGUGCACCCAGCAGUACCAUCUUAGACAAAUAUCCAGGUACUAAGUGGUCUGAAGGGUUGCGUUUAUUGGAGCGAGAACGGGAGCUGACAGAGGCGUUAAGGCGUGUCCAGCAGGAGGAGGGGCGGAGCAUUCAGCUGCAGCGGGAGUUACUGCAGCAGUUCCGUGAAAUGGAUGCUGAGCGCCGGGUACUUCAAAAUCAGAAAAGUGAACAAGAGCAGGAACAUGCAAGACUACGGAAGGAAAAGGAAGAACUUCAGGAGGAGAAGAAUGAACUCCAGAGGGAAAGAGAGGAAAUGCAGAAGGAGAGGGAGGAGUUUCAGAGGGAGAAGGAGGAGCUGGAGAAGCAGAAACAGGAACUGGAUUCCUGGAAAAAUUCCCAUGGACAAGGACAAACCUCUGGAUUUUACAAUUGUUGAGACACCACAGUAUAUCCAUGUCUCAAGGAAACAAGAUUUCCUUUUUAAGGAAACUGUUCUUUCUUUACCUUUUUUGUUUUAAGCAGAUUGAUGUAGAUUGGGGUAAUGGGAUUGUGGGAGUGGAGGUCAUGGCAGGGAAGUUGUAUUUUGAUUAGCAGAAUGAAAGUGUACCUAACCCUCUUGGAUUUUCAACACAUGCAUGCAAAUUAUAGAUUACCUACUGGUAAAUUACAGGUUUGCCAUGAGAAGGCCUUUAAUGUUAAAUAACUAGAAAACAGUCUUAAAAUCUAUCCACAUACUGUAUUUAUGAGUGUUAACCCAAACAAGGUUCAUUGUUCCAAAAUGGACUAGUGUGUGAAUGUAUUAACAUGUUUUUGUACAUUUCUCCACAGGGAAUAAAAAGAAAAACAUUCAGUAAGUCAUUUUCUACAGUCAUUUGGGCAAUGAACCUAGUUAUUCCUGACUAGAAUUAAACAAACUGCACAAACACCUCGUCACUGUGUUAUCACAUAACUUUGAAUUCACAAAUAUAGUAAACAUCAAGGUUGCAGAGAGAAUAUGCGUGAAGAGAAAUGUCCUUGUUUAAGAAGUUUUACCCCUAAAGGAAUGAACUGUAAUUUUGAAACAUUUGUAUAAAAUCAAGACCACUCACAUGAGAUGAUGACUCAUAUCAGUAACCUCAUAAAAGCUGUUUUAAUAUGCAUGGAGAGGAUCCCCUCAUGAGGGCUGCCAUGUUAGGAUCACAUGACCAGCAGAAUACUACUUGCAACCACCCUGUUAUUGGACACUUUCACUCACGAAUUAAGUUAAAGGUGCACUUCAGUAACUUUUGUCUUUGUGUCAUCUUGGAGUUACACUGACACCUAGCGGCUUGGAUGCAGCAUCUUUUAAAAUCAGCAGUUUUCAGUUUCAGAUGACAUUGUAGAAAUUUAGGGUGCGUUCUAUUCUGAAAUGAUCAUUCCCAUGCCAUGUUCCCUUGGAAGACUUCAUCAUCCACUGUGAAAGAUUUGAAAUGCUAAAAGGUUUGGGUUUUAAUGGAAAUUCUGUUUUAAGCAAUCUUACAGCAUGACUAUCAUGAUUGUUCUCCCUUCAAAGUGCCCUUCAGAGGGUGAUUUAUGCCGUUUGGAACGCAGUCUCUGCAUUCACAGUCAGCCAUGAUUACUUUAAUCAAUGAGUGAAAGUGUCAAAUAAGCCCAUUGUUCAAAGGUGCCUCAGUUUGUUCCUGGCAGGCAGUAGAUGCCCUAAUCCUAACCAUAUGGAGUAGGGAUGCACUGAUGAGUCAUGUUCGUUACUGUCAAGCUCCAUUGUCAUAAAAUAACCAUUAAAACAAUUAAAGUA
Myxocyprinus asiaticus (Chinese sucker) is the source of this 2669-nucleotide messenger RNA. Its product is annotated as golgin subfamily A member 6-like protein 7. Lineage: Eukaryota; Metazoa; Chordata; Actinopteri; Cypriniformes; Catostomidae. Bases 279 to 1331 code for a protein of 350 amino acids. Gene Ontology annotation, molecular function: DNA binding. The record is from RefSeq and is a predicted model, not a curated record. The transcript is spliced from 3 exons.